Molecule: messenger RNA, 912 nt
Organism: Centruroides sculpturatus (bark scorpion)
Lineage: Eukaryota; Metazoa; Arthropoda; Arachnida; Scorpiones; Buthidae
Exons: 1
Coding region: 1-912 (303 amino acids)
Source: RefSeq, a predicted model, not a curated record
AUGUGGACGUUUCCCAUAACGGAUUCUCAGCGUCAUGAUAUAGUUCAAAGCGGCCCCACACAGCAGUUAAAUAACAGUGAUAAAGAUUAUCCCAAACAUGAUGAUCAUAGGCACUUUUCUAAUUUUCAUUUCUCAAGAAAACUAAAUAAUGGUGAAAUUCAACAUCGUCGCUGGUUGGUUUAUUCAAAAUCUCAAAAUAAAGUUUUCUGUUUUCCAUGCAGACUAUUUGGCAAUUUACAAACUCAGAUGGUACAGGGAGGGUGCUGUGACUGGAAACACUUAAGUAGUAUUUUACAUAGACAUGAGAAUACCAAAGAACAUAUGGCCUUUAUGUUCAAAUGGAUAACAUUAGAGAAAGGAAUCAAGCACGGAAAAACAAUAGACCAAGAAAACGAAAGGCUAAUUCGUGAAUCUCAAAAACAUUGGCACAAUUUGUUUGAGAGAUUAAUUGAUAUCAUUAAUUUCUUAGCCUCUCAUAAUCUGGCAUUUAGAGGUUACAGAGAAUCUCUCAAGAUAGACGACGACACUAGGAAUUCUGGUAACUUCAUAGACUUAUUUAAAUUGAUAUCCAAAUUUGAUCCUACGUUACGGGAACAUAUGAAACUCAUUAGUGACAAAGAACUUGCACACUAUUAUCUAAACCACGAUAUUCAAAAUGAAUUGAUCACAUUGAUGUCAAAAACAAUUACCGAUGAAGUUAUUCGUAGGGUAAAAGAAGCAAAAUAUUAUUCUUUUUUGCUCGACUGCACUAAAGACUGCAGUAGAGUUGAACAAAUGUCAGUUAUCUUAAGAUUUUGUAAUACAUCAACCGGCACAAUAGAAGAAAAUUUUAUCGGAUUUCUUGCUGUCACUGAGACGACUGGAGAAUAUUUAACUAAUGCAAUACUGGGAGAGCUAGAAAAAAUGGCUUAA